This is a messenger RNA of Canariomyces notabilis, 1832 nucleotides long. RefSeq lists its product as uncharacterized. The transcript is spliced from 2 exons. The record is from RefSeq and is a predicted model, not a curated record. Lineage: Eukaryota; Fungi; Ascomycota; Sordariomycetes; Sordariales; Chaetomiaceae. Bases 208 to 1560 code for a protein of 450 amino acids. Gene Ontology annotation, cellular component: nucleus.
AUCCACUCAAGUUCACCCCAUUGAAUCUUGAUCCGCGGCCCCGCCAUCACUUCGCGUCGAGGCGUGUCGCGCCGUAUUCGACGAUCCAGACCAGAAACAGGAUGCGAAAUAGUCUGGUGUAUUUGGUGUCUCCAAACUCGCCUGGUUGUAUUUUUACUCCUAAAUCCCUCAAUCCAGUCAUUGACGUCCGAUUCACUCUUGGCUACCAUGCCGCGCAAACCUGCAGACGACGCGAUCACGGCUGAAUUGGCCAGUGUGGUACGCGAUGUCUACAACGGUCCAGAAAGCGACCAAUUGACGGUCAAUUAUGCGCGCCAGCUUGUCGAAAAGAAACUCAAGCUCGGAGAAGGGUUUCUGAAGGAGGGAGAUUGGAAGGCGAAAAGCAAACAGAUAAUUCUAGACAGUCUGGCCGAGCUUGAAGGGGAUGAAGCCAAGCCCUCCAGCACGUCGGCACCUACGCCCAAGGUGGAGCCCAAGCCCACCAAACAAGGGAGCAAGCCCGAGCCGCAGAAGGGCAAGGGGAAGAACAAGAAGCAGCCACAGAAAGAGCCAACACCGGCAACCGAAUCCGAGGCCAGUGACGUCGAUGACGCCGUAGAUGAAUCCGAACGGCCGGUCAAGAAGCGCAGACUGGGGAAGGGAACAAGGAAAAACAAGGUCAUCUCCGACGGCGAAGAUGGCGCAGCGUCUGAUCUCAGCGAGGACGAGAGGCAUUCCCAUUCUUCAGAGCCACCCUCCAAACCGCCGCCAAAAAGGCUGAACGAAACCGAGAGCGACCUGUCCGACGUACCCGACGAGACCCCAAAAGCCAUCGACGAAGAAAGCGAGCUAUCCGAGGUCAUCGACGAGUGGCCAAAGCAGCGGAAGCAGAAGUCCAAAAGCAAAGCGCCCCCUAAACCCAAAGCCAAGCCCCCAACACCCGACGACAACGACUCCUCAAGCGAGCUGUCCUCAGUUAUUGACGACCCCCCGCCACCUCCAAAACGCAAACGCAAGUCCAAAGACGGCUCAGCAUCCUCAGGACCAGCCAAAGGCAAAAGCGCCAAGUCGUCCACGGGCACGGCGGACCUGUCCCCAGACGAAGCCCAAAUCAAGCUCCUGCAGAGCCAGCUCGCAAAGUGCGGCGUCCGCAAGGUGUGGGCGUUUGAGUUCAAGAAGCGCGGCGACGACACGCCCAAGGCCAAGAUCAAGCGUCUGAAGGAGGCGCUCGCCGACGUGGGCAUGACGGGCCGCUUCUCCGAGGCCAAGGCGCGCGAGAUCAAGGAGAUGCGCGAGCUGCAGGCCGACUUGAACGAGGUGAUGGAAGGGGAGAAGAGUUGGGGGGUUGAGAGUGGCAGGGGGAGGGGAGCAAAGACGAGGUUGGCGGGGUCGAAGAAGAAGACUUUGAAGGGGGUUGGGAAAGAUGAUGGCGAUGAGGAUAAGGAGGGGAAAGACCGGAAUGAAGGGAAAAGUGACGGAAGUGAUGAUGAGGAUGGAGGGAAGCCUGUGGUUCGCGGGAAAGGGCUUGCAAAGCGGAGAGCGGAUCUGGCAUUUUUGGACGAUGAAAGUGAGUCGGAGUGACGGAGUUGUCUGUUCGAGUCUGGACUCGGUCCGAUACCAGGUGUCAGAGAGCGCUCCGAUUCGCUUUGGAGGAAUGCGGUCAACAACCGUAAUAGGUGGAUGGUCUUAUAUGAGAUGUGUAUGAGGCAUGGCCGGUUAACGACACCAACUGUGCAAGGGCGCAUAAGGUAGCUAGGAUCGCUGGAUUAGCACAACUUCAGUAACCCACUCGGCGCAAUCCAGAACGCCAACACAUUAGCAGACUAGGAACCCUAAUAGAAAUCAUCAUGUUC